AUGGAGGAUAUCGAAUCGACAGCUUCCAGCGACUCUCCCAUCCCCGCGUACACGGAGGAGUCGCUCUUCAAUCGCAUCCGGCGCCCCUUUACUGCGAUGGCACACGCGACUCGGGAUGAGCGGGCUCAUCCUGGCUCGGAAUCAGAUCAUGGCCCGCCAGAACUUCCGCCCAUCCACCCGUCCUUUGUCCUGGUUGCCAAGCCCUACCUCUUCGAGCAGACAAUCCGGGAUUGUAUCCUAGCGAUGGGGUUGGAUGCCACGCGAGAGGCGUCGCAGCGUCUACAAGGAGUGACCUGGAUUGACAAUGUGCGCAAGGCACUGCGGUUGCCGACCCGGACCUUCAAUACUGCAGUUAUUUAUUACCACCGAUACCGACUGAUUCGCCCAGAUAACGAAUAUAGCUUUACGGAUACCGCGGCCGCGGCUCUUUUCACUGCGUGCAAGAUCGAAGACACUUUGAAAAAGUCUCGCGAGAUCUUAUGCGCGGCGCACAAUCUUAAAUACCUACCCUCCGAGCAUCUUUCAGCAGACGAUCAAGCUUUUGAAGCGAGUUCUCGAGCCAUCAUUGGUCUGGAACGACUCAUGCUAGAGUGCUCUGGCUUUGAUUUCCGUACCCGACAUCCGGAGAAGACCCUGGCAAAGAUGUCAUUGCAGUACAAGGCGGACUCCAAGGUCUCUUCUCUGGCAUAUCGAAUUUCGCUAGACCUCUACCGAACAUUUUCCCCUCUCAAACAAACGACACCGACCAUGGCUCUCGCUUGCCUCGAAUUAGCAGGGCGGCUUCUUGACCAGCGAAUCGAGGAUAUCGAGUCGGGAGCGGACUACACGCAUUGGGAGACGAAUCGCACAGAAGUGAUGGAAACUCUCUUCGAUCUCCUCGAACUUUACACCGACUACCGUGGCUUAACAUCCGUUGGACCCGAAUUUCAAGCGCCUCGUUUUCUGACUGUCCGCAUCCCGCUUAACAAAGAAGCCAAUUCCCAGCGUAUCCCCCGAUUUAACAAAUGGGUCGACCGAGCUCGUCAGCAAAAUGCUUCCGCGAGCAACGGAUCCAACGAUAAACAACCUGAUACCCCACAGCGUCCUCAGCAUCCGUUAACCCCAAUUGCAGCCAACGGGGAUCGUCUCGGGGCGAGUGAACGCGGUCGCGAUGCGGCUGUACGAUUCACGAUCGAUUCCCAGUGCGCUGCAGAUGAGAAGCGACAGGUCGAGCCUUACUUCAAAGUGGAGAUGGAGGAAUAUGAGGUGGAGGUUUAG
This is a messenger RNA of Penicillium manginii, 1257 nucleotides long. RefSeq names its product putative cyclin. Gene Ontology annotation, biological process: positive regulation of DNA-templated transcription, elongation; regulation of transcription by RNA polymerase II. Gene Ontology annotation, molecular function: cyclin-dependent protein serine/threonine kinase activator activity. Gene Ontology annotation, cellular component: nucleus; cyclin/CDK positive transcription elongation factor complex. The record is from RefSeq and is a predicted model, not a curated record. The coding region runs from base 1 to 1257 and encodes 418 amino acids. NCBI's taxonomy places the organism in Eukaryota, Fungi, Ascomycota, Eurotiomycetes, Eurotiales, Aspergillaceae. The transcript is spliced from 5 exons.